AUGAUUGCCAAAAAUCACACCACCAAUUGUUGCACAAAACACUCGCGACGCCAUCCCAGGAACCGAACAUUACCCACACACGAUUUGGAGCCACGAACGAACACCCCAUCUCUUCCCGACGCGCCGCCGUCACAAACACAACGAAGAAAUUGUCAUGCCGCCCACUACACCGAAAACGUACUGUUCCAGAUUUUGCCCGUGACGCUAUACGGAACACACAAACAAAUAACGACAUACGCGUUCAUUGACGACGGCGCCAAUGUGUCCAUGCUGGACGAGGACGUUGCUCGCGAACUCGGAGUACACGGGAAACCGGAGAUUUUAAAAAUUCAGUGGCUUAAUAACCAAAACAUAAACGAAAAAACAGAAAAAAUUAAUUUGGCAAUUAGUGGUGUCGGUGGGUACAACAACAAGUACCCGAUAACCAAUGUUUACAUUUCGUCCAAUCUGUCAUUGCCAAUACAGAGUUGCCAUCUGGCUCAUUUAAUUAAAUCCCGUGAAAUCGACCAAAUCGCCGAAAUCCCAUUCCGGGAUUAUUCGAAUGUACAACCUAAACUAAUAUUAAGCUUGCAACAUUCAUUUUUAACAGUUCCCUUGGAAGCUCCUCGUAUGAUGACCGAUGUUGGACCAAUCAUUACCCUAACGAGAUUAGGCGCCGUAAUUUAUGGACCGAUCCCAGGCGAGAAGAGUUCCAAUCUUAAGCGGGCUUUACACGUUAGGAAACGUUUCGAGGAAGAAAAUUGUGACUUGCUUAAGGAAAUGCAUACCAUGAUGCGGCAAUAUUUCGACGUGGAGACAUUGGGUACCAAGGUAAAUGUGACACCAAUUCUGUCCAUAGAUGAUGAACGAGCGUUAAAAAUAUUGAGAGAAAACACGAAAAGAAUCGAUGGGCGAUAUCAGUGUCCGAUUUUGUGGAAAGAACAUUUUUCUCCAAUUCCAGAAUCGUACAAUUUGUCGUACAACCGAUUGCAGUUUGUGGAACGAAAAAUGGCAAAGGACUGUGUAUAUGCAGCUCAAUAUUGCAAAAAGAUAAGAGACUACGAGGAAAAAGGAUAUUGCCGUAAACUUUCAGUAGCAGAACGAGAAAGAAGGAGCGACCGAACGUUUUAUUUGCCACAUUUUGGCGUUAAAAAUCCCAACAAAGAUGGAAUUUGUAUCGUCUUCGAUGCUGCUGCUGAAGUUCAACAAUUUUCAUUAAAUAAAGCCUUAUUACCUGGACCUGACAUAAAUAACUCUUUAAUCUCUAUUCUUUUUAAAUUCAGAGAAUUUCCUGUAGCCGUGUGCGGAGAUAUACAAGAGAUGUUCCACCAAAUUGUAAUCGCCAAAGAAGAUCAGGACAGUCAGCGAUUUCUAUGGAGAAAUGGGGAUCCCAGCCAACCCUUAGAAACUUAUGUAAUGGAACGGAUGAUUUUUGGAGCCACUUGUUCGCCCACCAUAGCCCAAUAUGUGAAAAACCUAAAUGCCCGAAGGUUUAUAAAUGAGUCGCCAAGAGCAGUACAAGGAAACAUCGAUCGUCAUUACGUAGACGAUUACGUCGACUGUUUCCAGACUGAAGGUGAGGCAGUUGAAGUGGGAUGUCAUAAAAAUUCACAAAGAGGGUGGAUUUAAUCUCCGCAACAUCAAGUCUAAUUCCCUUGUUUUACAACGUAUGUUUGGCAACCCUAUUUCUGAUGAAAGUGAUGGCAACCCCUAUUUUUAUGAUGGAAUGGAACGGGUACUCGGUAUUCAUUGGCUGCCAAAAUCAGAUGUUUUUUGUUUUGAAUUAAAAUUACACAAAGUGGAUGAAAAGAUAUUGAAAUUGCAAAAAGUGCCAACGAAACGAGAAAUGUUGUCUUUAAAUAUGUCCGUAUUCGAUCCAUUCGGGUUUCUUGGUGAUUUUAUGGUGACGUCGAAGAUAAUUAUGCAAAAUGUGUGGAAAAGUGGUAUAAAGUGGGACGAGGAGUUGCCGGCCGCGAUUUAUAGCCGCUGGAAGACCUGGCUGGAGGAAUUGCCUAAAUUAAAGGAUUUCAAAGUUCCGAGGUGUUACAGUAAUGGAUUUUUUAAUGCUAUAGUAGAUUUGCAUGUGUUUGUGGAUGCCAGUGAAGAUGCAAUGGCUGCUGUGGCAUACUGGCGUAUAGUAACAAAUUGUGGUGUAAGUGUUGUGUUCGUUAUGGGCAAGACGAGCUGUGCCCCAACAAGAUACCAUACUAUACCUAAGCUUGAGUUGCAAGCAGCAGUAAUUGGAGUGCGAAUGAAGGAAAAAAUUUUGGAAAAUCAUUUGAAGAAUAUUAAUAACAUUUAUUUUUGGUCAGAUUCCUCAACAGUGAUAAUUUGGAUCCGUUCAGAACACCGUACAUACAAACAAUAUGUGGCAAAUAGAGUGUCGGAGAUUCUGGAAAGCAGCCGUAUGGAGCAGUGGCGGUGGUGUCCAGGAGCGGAAAACCCAGCUGACGAAGGGACCCGUGCUAAAAGACCAAAGAAGUACCAGCCAGAAGGACGUUGGAAAAAUGGGCCAGAAUUCCUGAGAAAAGAAGAGAAGUAUUGGCCGGACGAGGGACAAAUUGGAACCUGUGUGGAUCACAGCUAAGAAACAAAUACAAAGUUUUGGUGGCUUGCCAAGUAUGUUUUUGUAUUCCAGAUAUUAAUAGAUUUCAAAAUAUCGUAGGCUGAAACGGGCAAUGGCGUGGACAUUCCGAUUCGUUGAAAAUAUGAAGAGGAAAUCAGUGGUGUCGGGUGAUUUGACGGUGGAAGAAGAAGCACGGGCAGAAAUGUAUCUCUGUCGCUGCGUACAGCAAGAAGUAUAUGGGGAUGAAAUUCUUGACAUACAGAGAACUGGAUCAGUGUCUGCCAACAGCUCCAUAAAGUCUUUAAAUCCACAAAUUGGAAGUGAUGGUUUGCUUCGGGUUUCUUGAAGAAUAGAAAAUGCUGUUUUUUUGUCCCUGGAUACCAGAUGACCAAUAAUUCAACACAAAGGUCAUCGUUUUACACUUUUGCUGGUGGAAUUUUACCAUUCUCGUUUUUGUCACAUAAAUGUUGCCACUACAAUGAGCGAAAUUCGUCUGCGAUUUUGGAUUCCGUCACUUCGUCAACUUUUAAGAAGCGUUCAGUCCCGAUGUCUUGUCUGCAAGAUUCGUAAGGCCAAACCAAUUCAACCACAAAUGGCCCCGUUACCCUUGGAACGUUUCACACCUUAUGUCAGAGCCUUUACCGACACAGGACUUGACUAUUUUGGUCCUGUAACAGUGUCAAUCCGGAGACAACGAGAAAAGAGCUCUUGGAAUAAAAUGGGUCUACAAUACGCCAGUGAAUCCCAGCGAAGGCGGAGUAUGGUUCGUCUUGUCCAAUCUGUUAAGAAGGCUCUUUACAUCAUGCUAAAGGAGCAAGCCCCAAAACUGGAGACUCUACAAGCGUUCCUGAUUGAAGCGGAAAAUAUGGUCAACAGCAGGCCACUUACGCAUUUGUCAGUUACUCCAGAAGACCCAGAUCCAUUGACUCCAAACCACUUUCUGCUUGGAUGUACCAAUUCAACCCAGACUCCAGCACCGUUUGAGCCUAGACUGAUGUGUUUAAGGAAGCAGUGGCGCGUCACCCAAAAUUUGAAGAAUGGCAUGUGGCAUCAGUGGCUUCGGGAAUAUCUUCCAGAAUUAACUCGAAGAACAAAAUGGUGUCUUCCUUCUCGGUCGUUGGAUGUUGGUCGAAGUAUUCAGGGGCAAAGGCGGAGUGGCACGAUCAGCCAAGGUGAGAACGAGUGCCGGUGUAUACCACAGACCUGUGUCCAAACUUGCCAUUUUGGACGUGGAAGCGGUUGGUGACGGAGUUGGUGAAGCCUCCCCCUCUGGGUCAGUUCACGAGGGUGGGGAUGUUGGAGAUGGUAACCCUGCAAUUACCAAAGCUAAAAAGUGUAGCCAAAUUUGAAAUACCAUUGUCAUAAAUGGCCGAAAUAUCCCAAGCGAAGAGGGAGACAAAACUAAAUUUAUGCCAACAUCUUCAUUUUGUUUAUUUUUGUUGUUUUGCUUAAUGUCACUUUUUAUAUAAAUAGGCCCUUCUGGCCAUUGUUUAUUCCCUUUUUUGUUAGAACCCAAAAAUAAAGAAUAAACAACGACAACUAAACUCACUAUUUGUAAACAAACAAACCAAAUAAACGCAGCUUUUUAUUUUGCCGAAA
Musca domestica (house fly) is the source of this 4144-nucleotide messenger RNA. RefSeq lists its product as uncharacterized. Bases 1 to 1608 code for a protein of 535 amino acids. The transcript is spliced from 3 exons. The record is from RefSeq and is a predicted model, not a curated record. Lineage: Eukaryota; Metazoa; Arthropoda; Insecta; Diptera; Muscidae.